AUGGGUUUGAAUCGACCAGAACCAAGUUCAAUGCACGAAAAGGACGCUCAUCCUGCGAAGAGACGCAAGUACCCGCUCUCUACACCUGGUCCUAGUCAAGAGAAAAUCCAAGAUUUGUUGAUGGACUUCAAACCUUCGCAAUUACGGCAAGUCAUUGAUGUAGCCCUAAAAAGGGGCGAUGUUACAAGAUGCAUACGACAUAUUCAUGCUCGAUUCCCAGAAAAGUCGCCGAAUAAUGACCACCUCGAGCCAUUAGCUGAGGGUUGGAUACCGGUUAAAGACGAGGUCGUUGAGAGCAUCGAGAAAUCCACAAAGCCAGUGAGACAGUAUGCUCCUGUGCCAGUAUCACUGAAAACUCGACAACCACCAUUGCAACCACUUCCCGUAGAACAUAAGGAGAGCUUACCUGAAAACACCAUCCGGCCUUUCGUACACCUACCUAAGGUUACUAAUGGCAAUCUGCCCACUCCGAGGAACUCACAGGAACCAUUUCUAAAAGAAAUCCCAAUGACUCCAGAACCCUACCUUACCCCAGAGCCAAUGCUCGACACUCGUCCACCACCUCCUCUAAAUCCCGAAAUCAAUAUACAUCCAUCACCUCAAGCUAUUACAUGUAACUGUCGUUCCGGAUGCUCCUCCACCCGCUGCAAAUGUUACAAGUCCGGCCGUGGUUGUUCGCCCUCCCCUUCCUCUGGCUGCAAAUGCGAAUCUUGUGUCAACAUGCUCAACGAUCUAUCUUCCUUCUUUGGAACGCUGAAAUCUUCUCCCAAUUCUUCUACCAUUGCCAAUAUUACUGCUAGUUCGGAUCUUUUAAAAUGGAUUCGGAAAGAGUCGAGGAAUGGAAGAUUCGAUUUAAUUCAUAGAGAUACAAUAGAGGAAUUGAGGAGUAUGUUAAUGGGUGUUGAAUAUGGAUAUAUAUGGUCAGCACCCACAUUCGCGGUGUUUUCUUCGGGGAGACUGGGAGGAAUAGAAAGGGCAUGGAUGAGGGCCGACAUCACCGAUGAAGAAAGACAAUAUGUUAAGAAAGAGUUAUUUAAAGAGGCUUUUGGGGUGGUAGGGGGAAAAGAAACAGAACCGAAGAAGAAUUAUUGGUGUUUCUGUACGAACCAAUGGAAGCAGACUAUGCUCUGGGAGUAUUGUACGAAAUGUGAUGAGUGCAGAGAUAUUCGAGAAUGGCAUUGUAAGGGGUGUGGAAAGAGGACUAACGAAGAGAGUUGUGAUUGUAAGAAGGUGUUGAAUGUGGAGAAUGGGGUUCAGGCACAUGGUAAGCUGGGCCCAAAAGAUCAGUUGGCUGAUUCUGGUGGUUUGUCUAGACCGUCUUCUGCAUUGGGGUAG
Sclerotinia borealis F-4128 is the source of this 1335-nucleotide messenger RNA. NCBI's taxonomy places the organism in Eukaryota, Fungi, Ascomycota, Leotiomycetes, Helotiales, Sclerotiniaceae. The record is from the annotation of a GenBank genome assembly.